CUUCUUUUCUGUGGAAGCCAUGUUGGAACCCGCUGAUAGUAACGAUGUAGAGGCUCAAGGAUCACCAACGCACGAGCGCAAAUCCACUAUUGGGCUACACAUUUCCACGGCAGUUGGUGAACUUCUCGGAACGGCAAUGUUUUUGUUUUUGGCAGAAGGAGCUGCAAAGACUGCAAAUCUCGGUAGGACAGCAGCCCAACAAGGAGCAGAAGCAUCUUUGGAUAAUAGUACAAUUCUUACAAUUGCAACUUCUUUCGGUUUAAGCUUAAUCGUUACUGCUUGGAUCUUUUUCCGAAUUACGGGUGGGCUGUUCAAUCCUGCAAUCACUUUUGCUUUAUGGUUAGUAGGCGUCUUGACGGCAGUUCGAGCAAUCAUUUUAUUCUUUGCACAAAUCGUUGGAGGUAUUCUUGCUGCUGCUUUGGUACUUGCUUUAACUCCAAGCAGAGGAGGAUCAUCUUCCGGCGUGGAUCUGGUAAAUAACAAUCUUACCGGAGUUACGAUUGCACAGGGAUUCUUUUUAGAAGCUAUUGGUACGUCAAUCUUAGUAUUCACAGUUCUGCUAUUAGCAGUCGAAAAGCAUCGAGCAACAUUUUUGGCACCAAUCGGAAUCGGAUUGGCAUUAUUCGCUAUUCAUCUUUUCCUCUUACCAUGGACAGGUUGUGCGGUCAAUCCAGCAAGAGCAUUUGGUCCUGCAGUCGUUUCUGGUGAUUUUCCAAGUAUUCAUUGGAUCUUUUGGAUCGCUCCUUUAUUUGGUUCAAUGUUGGCAGUAUUAUACUUUGAAGUUUUAAAGGCAUUUGAGUAUAAUCGUGCUGUUUUGGCAAUCGAUAGUGAAAAAGAAACAACCGUUUUGACUCCUGUACACAAGAGAAUCUUUAAUCGAGGCAAGAAAGCCGUCAAGACUGCCUUGUGAACGAUAUCUUAUAAUGACAACAUAUCCGAUUUCUGUACACUAUUCCUUAU
Molecule: messenger RNA, 960 nt
Organism: Meira miltonrushii
Lineage: Eukaryota; Fungi; Basidiomycota; Exobasidiomycetes; Exobasidiales; Brachybasidiaceae
Product: aquaporin-like protein
Exons: 1
Coding region: 20-910 (296 amino acids)
Biological process (GO): transmembrane transport
Cellular component (GO): plasma membrane
Molecular function (GO): water channel activity
Source: RefSeq, a predicted model, not a curated record